GAAGGCGGAAGUGAGAAGGGCUAGCUAGCUAUGCUAUAUUUUCCCUCUUCCACCUAACAUGACCACUUUAUUCUCUUUUUAUCAUAAACUUAAAAGGUUUUUUCUCGUAAAUGUACAACUUUAUUCUCAAAAUCUCAGACCAUUUUUUUUUCAACGUGGCCCCAAGUGAGUCAUCUGUUAAAAAAUGUUUUCAUACAAACAGGAAAUGCAGACCAAAAAAAAAACAACUUUCUAUUCCCAUCUCCUGUUGCACGUUGACUUUUCUGCCCUCUAGUGGCCAGUUGGCGGCACAGCAGACAUAUUUUCCCCCAAAUUACAAAAGUAUUAGAAAAUAAAUAAAGGAAAACAGAGUAUGCGUUCAAAAGUCAAAUGUUUAGCCUCAUUUGUCCUUGUCAGGGGUAGUCAUUGAACAGUUGUGGUUGUGUACAAGCGCAUGACAUCACCCUGAGAGCUGUUUCUUUAUCUUUGUGAGGGUCAUAUUAUUAAAAGCAGCUCUCAGGAUGCAGUAUGAGGAAGUGCGUGCCACACCUCGCCAUGUUUAUUCAGGGCUACAUAUGAGCAAGAAGGAGAGGAGGGAGAGAAGCAACACCUUUGGACACUUUUGACCGCGCCACUCACCCGCAAAGAUGGCAGGAUGCUGCGUGUCGGCAGAGGCCAUGGAGAAGCAGCGCAUCAACGAGGAGAUCGAGAAGCAGCUGAGGAGAGACAAGAAGGACUCUAGCAGGGAGCUCAAGCUGCUCCUCUUAGGCACAGGCGAGAGCGGGAAGAGCACCUUCAUCAAACAAAUGAGGAUCAUCCACGGGGGGGGCUACAGCAAGGAGGACAAGAGGACCUACGCCAAGCUGGUCUACCAGAACAUCUACACGUCCAUGCAGACCAUGCUGAGGGCCAUGCACACUCUGCACCUGCCUUUUGCUCACACACACAACCAGAACAGCGCCAUCAUGAUCCUGGAGGUGGAGGUGGACAAGGUGGAGGACUUGGACCAGAACCACGUGGAGGCCAUCAGGAGUCUGUGGACGGACGCCGGCGUGCGGGAAUGCUACGACCGCCGGCGGGAAUACCAGCUGUCUGACGCCACCAAAUAUUAUUUGACGGAACUGGACCGGAUCGCACAGCCCUCCUAUGUACCCAAUCUCCAGGACAUCCUGCGGGUGCGGGUUCCCACCACGGGAAUCAUCGAGUACCCCUUUGACCUGGAGAGCGUCAUCUUCAGGAUGGUGGACGUUGGGGGUCAAAGAUCAGAGCGCAGGAAGUGGAUCCACUGCUUCGAGAACGUCACCUCCAUCAUCUUCCUGGUGGCGCUCAGCGAGUACGACCAGGUUCUGGUGGAGUGCGACAACGAGAACCGCAUGGAGGAGAGCAAGGCGCUUUUUAAGACCAUCAUCACGUACUCGUGGUUCCAGCGCUCCUCCGUCAUCCUCUUCCUCAACAAGACGGACAUCCUCAAGGAGAAGAUCAUGCACUCCCACCUGGCAGACUACUUUCCCCAAUUCACUGGCCCUCGUCAGGACGCGGUGUCCGCCCGGGAGUUCAUCCUAAAGAUGUACCAGGAGCAAAACACGGACAAGGACAAGACGCUCUAUCCUCACUUCACCUGCGCUACGGACACGGAAAACAUUCGCUUUGUCUUUGUGGCCAUCAAAGACACCAUCCUGAGACACAACCUCAAGGACUUCAACCUGGUCUGAAAGACAAAAACCUCACAACGGCACCACACUGGUUUUUAGGUUGUUAAAGGGAUAGUUGGGAUUUUUUUGACAUGAAGUUGUGUGACAUCCCCAUCAGCAGUGUAGUACAUCAACAGUGACCCCCAUGUCAUGUCAAAACAUCCCAACUAUCCCUUUAAGAUACAAGAAGAACAUGGCUAGUUAUCUUUCUUUACACAUUUUUAUAUUUAAUGAUAAUAAUAUAUGCUAGAAUGUGUAAUAAAAGAAAUCUUAUAUUUCAAAUAUAUAACGUAACACAAAGCAGGGGUGUCCAACGACACAUUCUGAAGCUAUAAUUUAACAAGAAAACUAAAAAAAACAGCAGUAAUUUCACAAGAAUAAAGUCAAAAUAUUAAGAGAAAAAAGUCAAUCCAACAAGAAAAAGUUGUAACUUUAUUAUUAUAACCUAACACCAUUUUAGCAGCAUAAGGUUGAAAUAUUAAAGAGAUUAUUUAAAAAAAUAAUGUUUAAUAAUAUUUUUUUCAUUGUUGUAAUAUGAAAAACAGGUUGGGGAAAAAGUUAUAACGUGAUGACAAUAAAGUCAAAAUAUUAUGGGAAUAAAGUCAAACGACAAGAAGAAAAUUUACGAGAAAAAUGCUGAAAUAGCUGGAACUUAAAAAAAAAAACAGCUGUAAUUUCACAAGAAUAAAGUCAAAAUAUUAAGAGAAAAGAGUCAUAAUCUAACAAUUAGUUGUAAAUUUCUUAUGAGGAAAAAUAACAUCAUUUUAGUAGCAUAAAGUUGAAAUAUUGAAGAUAUUUAAAAAAUAAUUUGUAGUAUUUUUUGCAUUGUAAUAUUAUGAUGUCAUCAAUAUUAUGUAAUAUUAUGAAAAAGAAAAAAACAAAUAAAAUUGUUGUAAAAAAAAAAAACGGGAAUAAAGUCAAACGACAAGAAGAAAAUUUACUAGAAAAAUGUUGAAAUAGCUGAAACAUUGAAAAAAAAACUGCUGAAAUUUUACCAGAAUAAAGUCAAAAUAUUAAAAGAAAAAAGUUGCAUCCCAACCAAAAAAAAAGUUUUUUUUUUUAAAUUUUGUGAGGGUUUUUGCAAUUUUACGAGAAUAAACUUGUAAUAUUAUGAGGAAUUUUAAUAGCAUACAGUUGAAUAUUAAACAAGUUGUAAUGUUAGUUAUACUAUGGAAAACAAACAAAACAUAUACAACAAUAAAGUUGUCAUUUUUUGGAAAACUUGGCUGGGGAGAAAAAGUUAUAAUAUGGGAAUAAAGUCAAAAUUUUAUACAAAUAAAGUCAGAAUAUUACAAAAACAAAAUUGACAAAAGAUUAUUUAGGAAGACAGUUGAAAUAUUGGGGGAAAAAAACAGCAAAAAGGGGGGAAAAAGAGCAAAGAGCGAAGUUGAUACUAAGUUUUUUUCACCAAGCUGAGAUGCAGUUUUUUCUUGAAAUAUAUAUAACUUCUUAGCAUAUCAUCCUUUCAUUUCUCGCUCGAUUUAUAAUUAGCGCCAUAAAUUAAAAAUGGAAAUGAAACCCCCUUCUGGAAACAAAAAAACAACAAAAAAAAUUGUAGCAAAUUCUCAAUUUUUUUAAAAAUCAUUUUUUCUGUAAAACAAAAUUUAAAACAUUUUUUUUAGGUUGUUAAAAAAAACAACAAAUUAAUGAAUCCCCACAUUUUUUGGGAGGGGGUUCUUUUAAUUGCAAGAGCAAAACAUUUUUAGUGUGUGUGUUUCUGACUAAGACAAAAAAAACAAAACCAAAAAUAUUUAAAGCACAAAUUUUUUAUUUUUACACAUGCUAUUUACAGUGUGUGAGCUACGGCAUUUAUUUAUGACUGUAGUGGGGGCCAGUACUUGAGGAAAUACGGGCCACUAAGAGGUUGUUUUCCUAUUGUGUUCAUGAUUUUACGAUGUUUAAAAAUAAGAAAUGUUGUUUUGUUUGUGUGAGCCCCUUCCUUGUUGAUGCCUGAUUAUUUAUUCCGCUUUCAAAUGAAUGAAUCCAGGUUUGUGCCUUGCUGAACAUCUCCACCAAUAAACAACUUUAUUUCUACCCAUUAUGGUGCAGUUUUGCGUCGACUCAGCAGCAAUAAAGCGGCGGGAAAGAGACGCUGAAGCACGCUAAUUAUUUAUUGAACAUAAUGAAUAAGCCACACUGCAAUGCACAACU
Dunckerocampus dactyliophorus (ringed pipefish) is the source of this 3821-nucleotide messenger RNA. Its product is annotated as guanine nucleotide-binding protein subunit alpha-14-like. The record is from RefSeq and is a predicted model, not a curated record. NCBI's taxonomy places the organism in Eukaryota, Metazoa, Chordata, Actinopteri, Syngnathiformes, Syngnathidae. The transcript is spliced from 7 exons. Gene Ontology annotation, cellular component: heterotrimeric G-protein complex. Gene Ontology annotation, molecular function: G protein-coupled receptor binding; GTPase activity; guanyl nucleotide binding. Gene Ontology annotation, biological process: adenylate cyclase-modulating G protein-coupled receptor signaling pathway; action potential; phospholipase C-activating dopamine receptor signaling pathway. The coding region runs from base 627 to 1691 and encodes 354 amino acids.